ACCCCGGGCAGCACGGAGCGAAUUCCAUCCAAGGGCUACACAGCCUGGAGGAUGAGCCGGAGCAUGGAGAGUCAGCGACCGUCUUCAUAUCGGCGGCGGUUUGGCCCCCAAGCCACCGCUGUCCAACAGCCCCUGAGAUCCUCGCCCCUCUUCUGGCUCAUGGCCCCCAGCCCCAGCCCCAGAGUCUCCAUGACCAAGAAGAAGAGUUCCAGCCUGAACAUCCGUGCCAGCCCCAGGUUAUUCCAGGACAAGGCAGAUUUCUCCCUGGCCGAUGCCCUCAACACCGAGUUCAAGGAGACGCGCACCAACGAGAAGGUGGAGAUGAUGGAGCUGAACGACCGCUUCGCCAGCUACAUCGAGAAGGUGCGCUUCCUGGAGCAGCAGAACAAGGUGCUGGUGGCGGAGCUCAACCAGAUCAGAGACAAGGAGCCCACCAAGCUGGCCGACAUCUAUCAGGACGAGCUGAGAGAGCUCCGCCGGCAGGUGGACCAGCUGUCUAAUGCCAAGACCAGGCUGGAGAUCGAGAGGGAAAAUCUGCUGGACGAUGUCAACGGCCUCCGGCAAAAGUUACAGGACGAGAUUAAUCUACGGCUCGAAGCUGAAAACAAUUUGUCUUCCUACAGACAGGAUGUUGACAAUGCUGCAUUAGUGCGCCUGGACCUGGAGCGGAAAGUCGAGUCCCUGCAGGAGGAGAUCAACUUUCUGAGGAAAGUCCAUGAGGAGGAGCUGAGAGAGCAGCAGGAGCAGCUGGUGCAGCAGCAGGUCCACAUUGAGAUGGACAUGUCAAAACCGGACCUGACGGCGGCGCUGCGGGAGAUCCGCAUUCAGUACGAGUCCAUGGCCUCCAACAACAUGCACGAGACCGAGGAGUGGUACAAGUCCAAGUUUGCAGACCUGACAGACGCGGCAGCUCGGAACAUUGAAGCCCUGCGCCUGGCCAAACAAGAAGCCAAUGAGUACCGGCGCCAGCUCCAGGCACUCACCUGCGACCUGGAGUCCCUGCGGGGAAUGAAUGAAUCCCUGGAGAGGCAGCUGCGGGAGUUGGAGGACCGCUAUGCCAUUGAGACAGCCAGUUACCAGGACACAGUCAUCCGGCUGGAGGAGGACAUCCAGAACCUCAAGGAGGAGAUGGCUCGGCACCUCCAGGAAUACCAGGACCUGCUCAACGUCAAGCUGGCCUUGGACAUUGAGAUUGCCACCUACCGCAAGCUCCUGGAGGGAGAGGAAAGCAGGAUCACCAUCCCCGUGCAGACCUUCUCCAACCUGCAGAUCCGAGAGACCAGCCUGGAUACCAAGUCAGUGUCUGAGGCUCACCUGAAGAGGAACAUCGUGGUCAAACCUGUGGAGGGCAGAGAUGCAGAGGUGAUCAAGGAAUCCACCCAGGAGCACAAGGACUAAGGGAGUCGGCAGAGGAAAGCAUGUAGCUGUAGACCACUAGCAGCAUAGAUCCCGCCUGACACUCAGCCCCUCCGAUGUGGAACCAGGAGGGCCCAGCGGCUGCGAGGGACCCACACGGAGGGAACGUGUUUCGCUUGCCGGGGAGUGGAGUUAAUAAGACUAACUGAGGAGCUAGAGUAACCAGCGUCCCUUAGAGCUGCUUCAUACCGUUCCGGUGCAGGCCGCAGGCUAGCGCUUCGGCCAAGCCCCGUCUCUCCCUCCCGCUGCCCCUGUCCAUUCUCCCGUCUGCCUUGGUCCACUGCAGUCUGUGGGAGAGGCCUGCUGAACUGCUCCAGAGCCUGGCGGGGUUUGAGGCCCUGCUGAGGCUGCCAGAGCUCCCCUAGAGAUAGGGCUGUGCUAGGCCCACCCAGAAACCCCCUACCACCGGCUCCCUAGCAGGCUGCGCAGGGAGGGCAGGUGGGGAAGGCAAAGCAAUCGAAGGCCCAGCUCGCGCCCACAGAAAGGGCCAAAUCCAUGGCCCGGGAGCUGCAGAGUUUCCACUGCCUCCUGGAGCCAAGGGGCGGGAUUUGGCUGCACCCCACCACUCUGCCCCAGAUCUCAAAGCCCCUAGGAUGGCUGAGGCCCUGAUCCCGGCUCAGGCCCAGGCAUCCCCAGGAGAGGUAGGAGAGGCCCUGAGUGCGAGUCUGCCCAGGGUUAAUGCUGACAGUGCCCAUGGUCUGGCCCAGGGAGACCCCUGUGGAGUUGCAAGAGCGGGGGAUGCUGUGGAGAGCAGCUCUCCUUCAGCACUGGCCCCCACCACACACACAUCCCUCACUGGCCUCCUGGAGAUCAGGCUGAAAGGCUUCCAGGGAGGGAGACGGGCUUGGGCCCAAAGGAGCAGGGUUUCUGUUCCCU
Chrysemys picta bellii (western painted turtle) is the source of this 2292-nucleotide messenger RNA. It is a transcript of the gene GFAP, whose product is annotated as glial fibrillary acidic protein. Gene Ontology annotation, molecular function: structural constituent of cytoskeleton. NCBI's taxonomy places the organism in Eukaryota, Metazoa, Chordata, Testudines, Emydidae. Gene Ontology annotation, cellular component: cytoplasm; intermediate filament; cell projection. The record is from RefSeq and is a predicted model, not a curated record. Gene Ontology annotation, biological process: regulation of chaperone-mediated autophagy; intermediate filament organization.